UUAGUGGUUGAUUAAUAAAUUCAAUUAAUUGUAGAAAAUUUUUCUUAUGAAAAUCUGCUACACCUACAUGAGAUAAAACAGUUUUUCCGGCUAUAUAAAUACAUCAUUUUGUUUGUAUCAUAUCAUAUGUCAGUCACGCUAUGUAAUAUAACCCCUAAGAGUUGAAUUUAUUGUCUUUAAUAACUUUCACAUUCUCCAACAUAAUAAAAUUGUGCUUGCUUCAAUCAAAAUUAAAUUCUACAUGAUGGAAAAUAACGAAGAAAAUUGGAGAGUUGAAUGUUCAGAUGAUGAAAAAUAUGAAUUUAAUAAAAAGAAUGAAUGGAUUCCCAAACCAGACGAUUUACUUGCUCUUAUAGAUGAAAUGGAAAAUAACAAUCGAGUUCUUAAACUUGAGUGGAAAUGUCCAGGUAAACGAGCACCAUCACCUGUCACAACAAUAAAUAAUCACCAAGAGAAUCCAACGACGGAGUUCAAACCACCGAAAGAAAAUUCAGAUUUUGAUUUUAUGGAUGAAAUGUCAUCACCAAGACAGCCAGUUCGAAGAAUAGGUGAAAGUACUCCAAAAGGGAGUGCAAAAAAGAAAACUGCCACAUUCAAUGGUGUUUUGACAACUAUGUUACGUCAUAGAAGGUUAGAACAAGAAAUAGGAUCUAGUCCUAAAAAAUCUGAGCCAGGAUCACCUAGUAUGAAGUCAUAAAUGAAGUCAUAAAGUCUUAACUUUGAGCAUUGUAAAUAUUGAUAUAAUUUAUAGGGUGAAUAAUUAACCAUAUUUCAAAUCGA
Messenger RNA from Trichogramma pretiosum, 780 nucleotides. RefSeq names its product PAXIP1-associated glutamate-rich protein 1 (gene Pa1). The transcript has 3 exons. Lineage: Eukaryota; Metazoa; Arthropoda; Insecta; Hymenoptera; Trichogrammatidae. The record is from RefSeq and is a predicted model, not a curated record. Bases 242 to 697 code for a protein of 151 amino acids.